CGAUCGAGUGUGAUGUACAGCGCAUCGAAGAAAAAAUUAGCCAAAAAUUUGAAAAAUCUGAGAACGUUUCAAUCGUGGAAGAAACUAAAGAGAUCGGUAGUGAAGUACAUCGCGUCGAAAUGGAAAUGAGCGAGCAAUCUGAAAAAUAUGAGAGCGCUUUAAUUGUGGAAAAAACACAAGAGGUCGAUGGUGAUAUACAGCGCGUUGAAGUAGAAAGCAAACAAUCACUAGAAUCUGAGAGCUUGUCUGUGAUGACAGUAAAAAAGUGUGAAUAUGGCUCUUCCACCAAAGAAUCCAAAGAGGUUGAAACGAAUGAGGAAACUUCCGCAAUCGAAACUUCAGUGACCGAAAUCUCUUCAAGUGAAGUUGUAGAGCAUCACUAUGAAGAAUCUCAAGCUCUUGUUCUAACUGAAACUCGAAACAGCUCUGAUACAAAUGCUGUUGCCGCCAUUGGUGAGCAGACUCAGCAAGCUGUAAAAACAGCGGAUUCAGAAGAAGCUAGCGACUCCACGAAAAAGAAAAUAGCAACGGCACCUAGAAGCGGUGGUCGCGUAAGCCGCAGGAGAAGCCCGACGAAGCCUUCGUCAUCACGCCGAAGAAUUUCUCGACCUGAAGAGGGCCACGACAGCGGCGUCGACGAGACAACACAGUCACAGAAUGGCGAGAGUUCGUCACCACCAAAGGGCGGGCGCGCGUCGCCCCGCAAACGACAGCCUCGCUCUGUAGACCCGUCCCCCAUGAAGAGGCUAGGGCAACCCACCGCGGCCUCGGUAGAAAGAAAGAAAGUGCCGAUGAAUAAGGUCGAAGUGGGCAAGUCUGCAAGUCCAAACCUGAAGCAAGUGAAGUCGAAGAUUGGUUCCCUGGACAACACGACCUACAGGCCUGGUGGCGGUAACGUCAAGAUCGAGAGCAAGAAGCUGGACUAUUCGCGAGCGUCCAGUCGCAUCACGGCCAAGAACGAGGAGUACAAGCCCCGCGGUGGCGACAAAAAGAUUGAGUCGCAGAAGCUGAAGUGGAACGCGCAGAGCAAAGUCGGGUCUCUGGAGAACACGUCUCACAAAGCAGGCGGCGGCGCUAAGAAAAUCGAGACCCAAAAACUGAAUUUUAAAGACUCGGCCCAGUCAAAAGUUGGCUCCCGGGACAACAUCAAACACAAGGCGGGGGGCGGCGAUGUCCAGAACCCAAAAAUCCAAGAGCAACGACUUGACUUCAAAGAAAAAGCAAGUAGCAAAGUUGGCAGCUUGAAGAACGUAACCCAUCGGCCAGGUGGUGGUGACAAGAAGAUUUUUGACGACAAAGAAUAUCUUCGGCAGCGAAGUAGCGAGUGUGGUUCGCCUUGUAAAACACCAUCCAGUGUCCCAGGGUCUGUGUGUAGUGCGUCUAGACCAGAGAGCCCCGCUGGAACCAAUCCUACAUCGCAGGCGACCAGCGGCGUGACGUCACCGCAGCCCUCAGAGUCGUAGGCUGGCGCGCCGCCACAAACUCCAGAGACCAGCACGCCUUUUGGACGCGGCCAUCUUGGCCUCAGAUGGCAGCGUGCUCUUCAGCGUGGAUGAUGGCCUCAGAUGGCUGCGUGCUCUUCAGCGUGGAUGAUGGCCUCAGAUGGCUGCGUGCUCUUCAGCGUGGAUGAUGGCCUCAGAUGGCUGCGUGCUCUUCAGCGUGGAUGAUGGUCUCGGAUGGCUGCGUGCUCUUCAGCGUGGAUGAUGGUCUCGGAUGGCUGCGUGCUCUUCAGCGUGGAUGAUGGUCUCAGAUGGCUGCGUGCUCUUCAGCGUGGAUGAUAGUCUCGGAUGGCUGCGUGCUCUUCAGCGUGGAUGAUAGUCUCGGAUGGCUGCGUGCUCUUCAUGGUGGAUGAUAGUCUCAGAUGGCUGCGUGCUUUUCA
Molecule: messenger RNA, 1879 nt
Organism: Hyalella azteca
Lineage: Eukaryota; Metazoa; Arthropoda; Malacostraca; Amphipoda; Hyalellidae
Gene: tau
Product: microtubule-associated protein tau
Exons: 9
Coding region: 120-1463 (447 amino acids)
Biological process (GO): microtubule cytoskeleton organization; neuron projection development
Cellular component (GO): neuron projection
Molecular function (GO): microtubule binding
Source: RefSeq, a predicted model, not a curated record